Messenger RNA from Colossoma macropomum (tambaqui), 1179 nucleotides. RefSeq names its product BAALC binder of MAP3K1 and KLF4 b (gene baalcb). The record is from RefSeq and is a predicted model, not a curated record. Lineage: Eukaryota; Metazoa; Chordata; Actinopteri; Characiformes; Serrasalmidae. Gene Ontology annotation, cellular component: cytoplasm. Bases 1 to 549 code for a protein of 182 amino acids. The transcript has 3 exons.
AUGGGUUGUGGAGGUUCUAGGACGGAUGCUUUGGAACCACGUUACUUGGAAAGCUGGACAAAAGAGACGGAAUCCACAUGGCUGACCAGCACAGAUGCAGACAUACCCCUGUCCUCGAUCCACAGCAUUCCCUCAGAGAACUCCUCAGAGGUUGGCUUUGCAUCUGAGAAAAUGGCCAAUCCUGAUAUCUUUGACGACGGCCUGCCAGCUCCUGCUCAGGCCUAUCUGAAGGUGUGUUCUGCCAUGUCCGAGGCUGGUCUCAAUGAUGUCAAAGCUGGUGGUCCUCCUUCAGAAUUAACCUCCCAAGACCAAGAAGGAUUGUCCUCUCCUGGCACCACAGUGCAGAGGAGAAGUGUCUUAUGCACUGAGGAGAUUACCAAGUGGCAAGACAACCGAAUGUCUACCAAGCAGGUAACCAUCACUGUAACUCAGAGCAUUCGUCAAGUGGACAAGAGUGGAAAGAUCAAGGAGAAGUCUCACACCACCUGCGAGGUCAUGAAACCUCGGGAUAGCUUGAAGGAAGCUGCAGUAGACUCUGUUCUGAAAUGAGAACGAUAACCGAGACAGCAGUUCAUGUGGGCUGACAUCUGUAGGUCUUCUGCCUUGUGAAAACUGUGAUGAACAAUAGGCACCAUGGACCAAAGAAGAACAGAAGGCAGGUCUGAACUCAAUUCUAAGGAAGUACAUCAGGCCUGUGAUUGGCAAUGUAGUCUCAACUGAGAGACUUUAUUAGAAAACUUUACAUUUUGGUGGUCAGAAGGUUUAUCUUGUAAUUCACAUUUUCGCUAAUUUACACCAAUUUAUGUGUGCUUUUAUGCAUCCUUAUACAUUGCUACUUCUUUACUGUAACAGUGGUAGCUGACUCUGAUUUAAAAUAGUUUGAUAAGGAUGUUGUAAAUGCCACCGUUUUAUAAAGGUUUACAAAACAGGGUACAUAUGGGACAAUCAAAAGAAUAUACCUGAAGACCUCUAAAUCCACUUCAAAUUUAUGAUGCAUACAUUUGCAAAAAGGAAUGGUUUGACAAAAAAUCUCAUUUACAUAAUUUUCCCCUUACCCCAGUUGUAGUCGAUUAGUCAAGACUUGUUUGUUGGAAGUUUAAUUAUUUACUUCUGCACUGAAGCAACAAGGGUAAUAUAAAAGAAGCCAAAAAUGAUUUUGGGCAACAGACAUCUAUUACC